UGUAGAUAAAACGCCUUUGCUAGAAGUUCAAAACUGCUGCUUCGUACAGUAGGCUAAACUACAGGUUGAAUCUUUGGAAGGUAGCGUGAAGAGUUUCCAAAGAUUAAGGUGAAUUGAUUUAUUGAAAUAAACUGUUAAGUUACGGUGUUCUAAGCAGGUUACAUAUAGCCUAUUUUACGCCAGAGCUGAAAGACAGUCGUGCACCGUAGACUACAGGCUACACCCACACACUUCCCCCCUCUUCAUGUCCAUAUGCGGGGCUUGGCUGAGGUCGAGAAGGCUGGGGUCUUGCUAAUGAUUGACUCCGUCGCGGACGGGACAGGUUUCGUAGUAUGACGUGACCUUCACCUCACAGUGAAAUGUAAUGAUGCAGUGUAGACAGCCGCUCUGCAAUGUGAGUGCGAAGUUCUUCCUCCAGCUGUAGAGUAGUUAGGGCUACCUGACUUUUUACGUGGAUCGCAAACUGCGACAGCUCCUAUGUAAGAUUUGUCUGCAGGAUUGGAAUGGAUCGAAAUCAUGGCACAUUGUAAUCAACUUUCACCAACAUCGCCAAGCGAUGUCAAUCUUGGAGCUUCAGCCAACCCCCAUGCUAAACCUACUGACUUUGAUUUCCUUGCUGUUAUUGGAAAAGGGACGUUCGGAAAGGUCCUGCUUGCCAAGCUGAAGUCGGAUGGAAAAUUUUACGCAGUGAAGGUUUUGCAAAAGAAAGUCAUACUGAAGAAAAAAGAGCAAAAAAACAUCAUGGCCGAGCGGAAUGUCCUGCUGAAGAGCCUGGAUCACCCCUUCCUGGUUGGGCUGCACUACUCCUUCCAGACACCGGAGAAGCUUUACUUUGUCCUGGACUAUGUCAACGGAGGAGAGCUUUUCUUCCACCUGCAAAGAGAGCGGUGCUUCUCUGAACCGCGAGCUCGCUUUUACGCUGCAGAGUUAGCCAGUGCUAUUGGUUACCUGCACUCUCUCAAUAUUGUGUACAGGGAUUUAAAACCAGAAAACAUCUUGUUGGAUGCUCAGGGCCACAUAGUUCUAACUGACUUCGGCUUGUGCAAAGAGGGGAUUGAACCAGAGGCCACUACAAACACUUUUUGUGGUACCCCAGAGUACCUUUCCCCGGAGAUGCUGAGGAAAGAGCCAUAUGACCGCACAGUGGACUGGUGGUGCCUGGGAGCUGUGCUUUAUGAAAUGUUGUACAGCCUGCCUCCAUUCUACAGCCGGGAUGUAGCCCAGAUGUACGAUGGUAUUCUCUUCAAGCCGCUACGCCUGCCUCCGGGGAAGUCCGAUGCUGUGUGCCACCUUCUCCAGGGGCUUCUGCAGAAAGACCAGCGUUGCCGUUUAGGGGCUACUUCUGACUUUAUGGAGAUAAAAAACCACAUUUUUUUCUCCCCCAUCAACUGGGAUGACCUCUGUAAGAAAAAAAUCACUCCUCCAUACAAGCCCAACGUGAAGGGCCCAGCUGACAUUCAGAACAUCGACCCAGAGUUCACCCGAGAGAUGGUAUCCAGUUCGGUGGGCCGCACUCCAGAUCUUGCCUCUAGUUUUGCCACCAGCGGCUCCGGCAGCUCCAGUGCUUUCGUUGGCUUCUCUUAUGCCCCUGGUGAAGACAGCUUUCUCUGAGGGUGCUCAUCUCAGAAGCACUCAUUCACCUGGGCUGUGACAUCAUGGUGCUCAUGAACGGAGAAAAAUACUGAAAGCCCUUUUUCAUUAUAUUGUACAUUGGCGGACAUUGUGGGAAGGGUGCUAAUGUGAAUAUAAAAGCUGGUAAUUACAAAUAUAUACAGGAUGUGUACCUUUGUCAAGACGGAAUGGGGUUUCCAUAGAAACUAGUGAUUCAGCUUAUUAGUAAAUGCAUUGGUGUAUUUGAGUCACAAAGCAAUUCCGACUUGCCGUGAUGGAAGAGCUAUUCCUUUCAUAUGAACGUCAUAUUAUACAUUAUACAUUAGAAAACCCAAACUGGUUUUAUACAAAUUAUCCCAACUCAGGACUCUGUCAACCCUUAUGUGAGCAUGUGAUGGAUUCGUAUUUUGUCACUUGGUAAAUACUGUUUGUACUACAGGCUUAGAGUGCAAUAUUUGUAAACUGUAUUGUUUUAGGUAUGGGCUGUACUUUGUCAGACUGUGCUUCGCAAAUAGUGACCAAAUUAAUUUUCUGUGCAUAAAAAGAAAUCAUUGUUGAGGAGAACAAUGAUGGCUGACUUCUAAAAGUGUAUAUAAUAAUCUUUUAUUAAAUUGUGUAUUAAUGUUUAACAACCA
Messenger RNA from Clupea harengus (Atlantic herring), 2246 nucleotides. RefSeq names its product serum/glucocorticoid regulated kinase 2a (gene sgk2a). Gene Ontology annotation, biological process: protein phosphorylation. Gene Ontology annotation, molecular function: ATP binding; protein serine/threonine kinase activity. Lineage: Eukaryota; Metazoa; Chordata; Actinopteri; Clupeiformes; Clupeidae. The record is from RefSeq and is a predicted model, not a curated record.